Molecule: messenger RNA, 655 nt
Organism: Trifolium pratense (red clover)
Lineage: Eukaryota; Viridiplantae; Streptophyta; Magnoliopsida; Fabales; Fabaceae
Product: 60S ribosomal protein L37a
Exons: 5
Coding region: 126-404 (92 amino acids)
Biological process (GO): translation
Cellular component (GO): ribosome
Molecular function (GO): structural constituent of ribosome
Source: RefSeq, a predicted model, not a curated record
CACCCAAUACGGAUCUCUAUAAAUUCGGCCAAAUAGAAAAUUAGGGUUUCUCUGCUUGUUCCAUUCCAUCGUUGCCACUCCUCUCUGCUGCUACGCUUACAGCGCCUCCUCCGAUCUCUCUCAAAAUGACUAAGAGAACAAAGAAGGCUGGCAUUGUUGGCAAAUAUGGUACCCGUUAUGGUGCUAGUUUGCGUAAGCAGAUUAAGAAGAUGGAAGUUAGUCAGCACAGCAAAUUUUUCUGUGAAUUUUGUGGAAAGUAUGCCGUGAAGAGAAAAGCUGUAGGAAUAUGGGGAUGCAAGGAUUGCGGUAAAGUGAAAGCUGGGGGAGCUUACACUUUGAACACUGCAAGUGCCGUGACUGUUCGGAGCACCAUCAGGAGGUUGAGGGAACAAACUGAAAGUUAAGCUUUUAGCUAUUGCUUAUGCUAGUUUCUUUAAAUUAAGUUUAGUUGAAUUUCAGAGAUCUACAUUGAUAGUACUCCAUUUUAAGUUUUGUUUCUGCAACUCUGUUAAAGCAAUUACCUAGGAGUAUGAUGUCUCCUUUCAUUAUCUCUAAACGUCUCUGUAGUUUCUUAUGUUUACUUUCAUUAUCUGCAAACACCUCUAUAUAGUUUCUUUUGAUUAUUUUGUUUCAAUAUAAAGACUAGUUUGCCCAA